AUGAUCUUAAGAGGUUACAUGAUUAUUAUUCUGCUGGUAUUCCUAAUGGGUGUUGGAUUUCAACAAAUGAUGCACUUGUAGCUCACUUUUGGAGGACAAUCACUAGGGCUCGAAAUAUUGAUUUAAACACUGAAGCAAUUUGUAGCAUUACUUUUAAUGGACGUGAUAGAUUAAAUCCACCUAUUCCAAAAGGUUAUUAUGGAAAUGUUGUUUUCCAUGUAUGUCCAAAAAUGCUUGUAUCUCAAUUGAUUAACGGUUCACCAUCUUCAGUAGCACUUCAAGUUCGAAAAACCGUUACCGAUAUGAAUGAUAGUCGUAUGCGAUCUAUAAUUAAUUGGGUUGAACAACAACCAGAUAAAUCAUUGAUUUCUGCAAGUGUUUUGUUCAAUGGCGAAGAUUUUGGACUGACUAAUGUGUCAAAAUUUCAAAAGCAUAAUUUAAUAGAUUUUGGCGAUGGAAAUCCUAUAAAACAAAGACGUAGUCGAGAAUAUACAUUUGAUGGGCUUUAUAUAGCGCAGAGUACUGAGACCGAUGAUGGAAUAGAUGUUUUCUUUAGUUUACAAACUGAAAAAUUGGAAAUCAUGGAGAAGGAUCCUGAAUUUAAGAAAUUUAUUGUUUUAUAA
Messenger RNA from Racocetra persica, 623 nucleotides. The record is from the annotation of a GenBank genome assembly. NCBI's taxonomy places the organism in Eukaryota, Fungi, Glomeromycota, Glomeromycetes, Diversisporales, Gigasporaceae.